Messenger RNA from Amphiprion ocellaris (clown anemonefish), 5313 nucleotides. It is a transcript of the gene ciz1a, whose product is annotated as cdkn1a interacting zinc finger protein 1a. The record is from RefSeq and is a predicted model, not a curated record. Gene Ontology annotation, cellular component: nucleus. Bases 349 to 2655 code for a protein of 768 amino acids. Gene Ontology annotation, molecular function: zinc ion binding; nucleic acid binding. The transcript has 16 exons. Lineage: Eukaryota; Metazoa; Chordata; Actinopteri; Pomacentridae.
GUCAUGUCCAAUCAAAAUGAAUGAACCUACAUUACCUAUAAGUGCUGCUUAUUAUGCAGACGCCAAUCUUCAGACGGCCGUUAGGGGGCAGCGUCCACCGGCUUCAGCAGGUUUGGGUUUCUGCUUUAUGCGAGUUGCACCGCGGACGUGACAGCGAAUAUUUACCUCCGAGCGAGGAUUUCAGUCGAACACUCAGCAAACGUCGCCGCCUUCCGCUUCGAGAAGUCCGUGGCAACAACUGCUGGAGGUUUAAGGGUUGUCAUCUUUGCAGCGGCGUCAGACGUUGGCACCUCACACCUGCGGGUCUGACAACUCGGUGCAACGUAGCGGAGGAAAAUACAGACCGUGAUGUUCAAUCCACACAUCCAUCAGCAGCAGCAGCAACAACAGCAACAGUUUCACCAGCACCUGCGGCAGCUACAGCAACUUUUCCAGCAGCAGCCCCCGCCUCCUCCGCCGCCACAGCCGCCUCCGGGACACCAUGUCCCCCAUCACCACCAGACGCCGCGAGCCCUUCCCGUUCCUCCUCAGACAGCCCCUCCUCCCAGGAUGGUCAACCUCUGCCAGGCUACCCAGACGACUAUCAUCGCCCCCAAUCCUAUGCUGCAGGGCGCCAUCCUGAUGCAGCAGAUGCAGGGUAACAUGCGGGGCUUUGGAAUGGGCGGGCAGCAGUUCAGACAGUUCUUCGCUGCAGGGGCCCGAUCGUCCCUUCUCGGGCCCGUUCCCAUGGGCAUGGCCAUCAAAUCUCCGAUGAUGGGUUUCCCAGCUGCACGACCCUUUCACCCACACCCUCGCUACUACAACAACAGCAACACCAUCACCACCACAGCUCCCUCUGCCUCUUCCACCUUUACCACAGAUGCUGCAGCUCGCCAGCCAGACAGGAAGAGAGACAGUGAGCAGAUGGCAGCAGGCAGCACAGACGACCAGCCAGCAGCAUCCACCAGUACCAGUGAUGAAACUACUGACAAGACUCAGACAGAUGGUGCUGUGGGAGGAGUGGAAGAGCCCACUCAGAUCUCCGAGGAGCAACUUGGAGAACCUGUAGUGAAGAGGCAAAGGACAGAGGGGUCAGACAGACCCAAAGAACAGUGUUCUGUUGAGGCUGUCAAUAUUCCAGAUACAGAUGGGGAAGUUCUUUCCUCAGAGUGUAACAGCAACACAGAGGACACUCAGCCUGAAGACUGCAUUGCUCUGGAGGAUGGAGGCUCUACAGGGGGAUCAGAUGUUGUUGAAACAAUAGAGGAGACGAGAGCUGUUGAGAUGCACAGCUGUUUGUCGGCCCCAUCACCCUCUGGCAAACAGACUGACGAUCACCAGCAGGUUAAUUUACCAGCAGAAGAGGCUUCACAGGACAAAGAUGCCUCUUUGGCAUCACCAGACAACCAGGAUGAAGAAGAGGAGGGUGUAGCUGACGGCUCAAACAAGUUCUACUGCUACCUUUGCAGCAUUACCUGCCACAACCAGCAAAACUUCAGGAGUCAUAUGAAUAGCAUUUCCCACCAGCAAAGGAUGAUGGAGAUCCAACACAUGAGCAACGCCUGCUUGGUCACCCUGCUGCCACGAGUGCAGGAGUCUCUACAGGGAGCAAACAAAGAUGGAGAGAAAAAAUCCGACUCGAAGCGUUGGUGUGCCACCUGUCACACUCACUUCACCAAUAGCGUCACGGACCACUGUCGCACAGAGGAGCACAAACUUGCCAGUAGAAUAGACAUGUCCUCCUGCUCAAUCUGCAAGAAACACUUCAAGAACUCACAGAUGUUUUUAGAGCACUUGCAGUCGCAGGAGCAUAGACAGAAGCUCCAGGAAACGGGCUGUGAGGCCUUGGCCAAGCUGACUGCCCUGGAUACCGAUGGCUUUUCAUUAGAAGAGGAGGAAGGAAAUGAGAUGGAGGAAGUAGAGGAAAGACAGAGUAUUGAAGGAGACAGACAGGAUGGCUGGCCCUCCCUGAAAGAAGUGACUCUAAACGACAUGGCCAGUGAUGAGCAGUAUGACCCUGACACAGUCUAUGGGUCCAGUUUUUUGGUUCCAGUAUCAGGUUUCAUCUGCAGACUCUGCAGCAAGUUUUUCAACUUUGAAUCUUCUGCACCACACACCCACUGCAAAUCACUGAAGCACUUUGAGAACCUAAAGAGCUACAGAGUGGUAGUAAGUCAAAAAGGUGAAGCUGUUGAGUCCUCUGGAGAAUCUCUCCAAGCUGCAGACAGCCUCAGGCCUGCAACAGACACCACCAGAGACUGUUCAGAUGAAAAUUUGCUCUCGGAUGAUGCAGGUUUAGCGACAGACACAAGCCCCAAGCACCCCACUAUCACGCUCACUCGGCUGAAAGCGCAGAAAGAAAACCAGCAAGCAGAACCAGAACUGACCUCACAGGAUUCCACCUCCGUCUCAGCGACCAGCACUAAUGAUGCAGACCUCAGUCUCCAUCACGAGGAGGAACAGAACACAUCCCAGGUGUCUUCGGAUCAGGAGAAUCCUGCUGAGCUGCCUGCUGGCAGCACUGAGGAGGCAAACUCAGAGCCAGGAGCUCCUGAGCAGGGGGCUAAUGAAGAGGAAGAGAAGGAAGCUCCUGCUGGCCCACGUAAAAAUAUUGGCACUGGGAAGGCAAAAGCCACACCUAAACGCAGGUCAGGGAGAGCCGCAAACAAACGCUGAGUCAAAGAUAUGAUGUAGAAGGGAAAGAAACCUGGUACAAUCACAGCCACAGGACAGGAUGUGAGUUUACGUGACGAGGUGCUUUCAUGGACCAGAGACCAAGAAGUCAACAGCCCAACCUCUCUCCAUGCUGGAAAGUCAGAAAUAAACACGCCUACAAUUAGGAAGACUCUGACGGGUGAAUCACGGUGGAACAGGACUUCAUGUGAACUGCUCUCCCAGGAUGGGAAAUUAAUAGCUAUGAAAUACAGGUUAACAUUCUUGAUUUUUGGUAAGGAUCCAAGUUGGAAACUGGUGUGUCUUUGUGUAGGCCAACCUCCACCUUAUGAAGUAUGUGCAUCCGGUCUUUUCAGUAUUUCCCAAUCAAUAGAAAUUGCAGUUAUGUUGCCCAAAUGAAUGAUAAAUGUUUAAUUUUUUUAAUAAGGAGAAGCUCCGUGUAUAAUGCAAAAUGCCGUGUCUCAGUUUCACACUAUAUACUACAUCUGCGCAGGUUGUGGCUAGUUUUUAAUGCAUACAUACCAAUGAAUUAUAUUUAUGGUUUUAAAAAAUUAUAUUUGAACUUCCAAGAGCCAAACUAUUACAUUCUUGGGUACACGUUUUGUUGUCUAAUUGUGAAGUGUAACUAGCAUCAUAACAAAAUCAUAGUUUCACAUGCACUGAUAUUGGAUCAUUUUCUUCGUAUAAUUAGCAUUUCGCAAAAAGCACCACUGCACUGAAGUACAGCCUCUCAGGGCCCAUAGUGUUUGUUUUCUAACUGCAAAAAUGGUAAAAUGUGGCACGUAUACUGUAUCCUACAGUGUACUUUACGGUGUAUACAAGUAGUAUGUAGUGUGAAAUUAGGGCAUAGUAUUUACAAAUCACACAAGCGGAGUACAGUUUUAAUUUAUAGCCAGAAUUACAAAUGUGGUUUGACAUGAAUUUUCUAAAUACAUGGAUGUGGAUAAAUCAGCAUUUUUUCCCCCAGUUUAAAUGUAUAAAUGCUCUGCCCCCUAAAUAAAGCAGAUUUUAAAUGUUGCUGGGUUUGAGAAAGGAUGCUAGCUUGUAGAUGUUCUCUGUGACUGGUUCACCCAAAUGUUAAUUUUCCACCCUGCUAUCCUUGAGGAUCAGGAGGUUUGAUGAGGGCUCAUUGUCAGCUUUUGCUAAUUCUCCUGCUAGGUAGAUGAUUGUUAGUAUAACCUUCAAGUGUAGAGGACUGUACUGAUGGUAAAGUGGAGACAUUUUCCACGUAGCACACGCUUUUAGCAAGCUGAAAUGUAGAAUGUAACUAAAUUAAGUGUUUGGGCAGGUGACAUCUUUUGGUUUUAAUUUUUUUUUUUUUUAUAAAGUGUUAAAAUGGUAUAUUGGCCUGAGUAUUGAGAAAUGCUGAUUCUUGAGUCUGAUCACAGCGUGGUUCAGGGCAUUUUAUCUUUUUGUUUUAAUUAGUUGUUGACAUUUCGGAUUCGAGUUGAUGUGGUGUUUGGGGCAUAAAAAGGUUGUCAGCUGCUGUUGCAUUUUCACUUAAAAACGGUUCUACACACAUUCUUAUUGGCCUAAUAUCUGCAAUAGCAAAGGUUUGGGGAGGUUUUUUUGUAUAAUGAAGAGUUCAAAAGUCGUAAAGCAAUCUGCAGACAGUCAUAUGAAAAGAGUCUGACUGUGUAUUAAAAUGUUAAAGGGGCUCUUAAAGACCAGCAGCAGACAGCUUCAUCUGUGUAUCUGAAUCAAGAAAUAGGAGGCUUCUGCUAUUAAUCAGGCACUGAAUCUAACUUAUGAGCUCCUCGCUUCAUGUCUGCAUAUUGCGAAUUUUUACACUUGGAAGGUUUCGGCUGUUUCAAGCUCAGAAUCCAUAAAUAUAGAAGCAUUUGCAUAGAAUGGAUCAUGCCAGCACUGCAGAGGUUUCAUGCAAAAUCACACUUGGUGUCACAUGCCGAUGGGAUGUUUGUUUUUUCACAUUUUAAUGGACUUAAAAUGCUUCUACAUGCAUUCACAGCACAACAAUAUUGUUAAGGGUGUUUAUUUGACUCCAGUUUACUUUGUUUUCCCCUCUCAUUGAAGGUUAUUUAAGUUGCUAUACACUGGAUAGAGGGAAAUACAUUUGAGUUAAUGGUCCGAAAUUGCUUUCAAAGAAAAUUCUUGAAGUGUAAAGAAUCCUUGCAAACUUUCAACUCCUGAUUUGAAGCACCAGUAACAUACAGUAGAUGAUCCCGGUUACAGAUAAUAGAUUUGAUUGUGGCAUGUCUGAGAUUGCAAGCCACUGCUAGGAUGUGAAUUGGGAUUGUGUCACUUCCUCUUGCAUGACCAGUGUGCUGUUCUGGAAACAUUUCAUGCUCCGUGUAAGAGAAGGAUAUUUUAAAGUGGGUGACACAUGUAGCAACUCUCACAGUGGCGACUGUCACAUGAUUAGUAUCGUUUUGAGUUCUGAAGGAACAAGACAUGAUCUGAAGUGUACUUUUAAGCUCUGAAACCGAAGGGAGCAGGAGAGGGAGAGGAAAAAGGACAUGUAAAGGAUAAUUUCAAACAAAUCUGUAUGUUUCUUAUUGUAUUUUUAUUCAGCUACUGACAAAUUGAGAUGAACAAACAGGUGAUGUUUUCUAACUGCUGGAAGUUUAAUGUAUUUUUGGAUGUUUGUUUUCCGUUUGGGAGUCAUCUUAAUUUAUAUUAAAAUGUCUGACAAUUCCCACA